This is a messenger RNA of Chironomus riparius, 2197 nucleotides long. Lineage: Eukaryota; Metazoa; Arthropoda; Insecta; Diptera; Chironomidae. The record is from the annotation of a GenBank genome assembly.
CUUGAAUUCAGAACUGAAUAUUUACAAUUUUUUGUUGAAUGAAAAAGUUAAUUUAAUACACAAAAACGAAUAUAAAGUAUAAAGUUUGGGUUUUAAAAUAGCCUGAGAGGAAUUAACUGAUCAUUCAUUAGAUCGUACUUUAGUUAUGGAUAAUUCAAUUUGUGAAUCGGAAUCACUCGAUGGCAUGUCACUCAAUAAUUCAAUGGCACCACCAUCGCCAGUGUCACGAGAGCAGUUACAGAAACGAAUAGAUAGCCUUAAUCAACAAAAUAAAGUGUUAAAAGUAGAACUGGAUACAUAUAAGAUUCGCGUGAAGCAAUUACAAGAAGAGAAUAAGUCAUUGAGACAAGCAUCUGUGAAUAUACAAGCAAAGGCAGAACAAGAGGAAGAAUAUAUAUCAAAUACAUUGUUGAAGAAAAUUCAGGCAUUAAAGAAAGAAAAAGAAACACUCGCACAUCAUUAUGAACGAGAAGAAGAAUGUUUAACGAAUGAUCUUUCACGUAAAUUGGAUCAGUUACGACAAGAAAAAUGUAAAUUGGAAUUAACACUCGAACAGGAGCAAGAAUGUUUAGUAAAUAAGUUGAUGCGUAAGAUUGAGAAGCUUGAAGCCGAGACAUUAGCAAAGCAGACAAAUCUCGAGCAAUUGCGUCGCGAAAUGGUUGAAUUGGAGAAUACAUUAGAACAGGAGCAAGAAGCAUUAGUCAACAAGCUAUGGAAACGUAUGGACAAGCUAGAAGCUGAAAAGCGUUCCUUACAAAUUCGCUUAGAUCAGCCAACAGAGCCAGCGCACAUAAUUCAGAAAACAAUACAACAAAACUCAAAUGGUGAUGAAGCAACUGCAUUAACUACACAUAUUCAAACAUUGCGUUCCGAAGUUGAACGAUUACGUAAUAAUUUAGCGGCAGCUGAAAGAGAAAAUCUCGAAAAGACUCAACAUUAUCAGCAUGAAGAACGUCAUAUUCGUGAAGAGAACAUGCGUCUACAGCGCAAAUUGCAACUAGAGGUUGAACGUCGCGAGGAAUUGUGUCGUCACUUGUCUGAGUCUGAAAGCUCAUUAGAAAUGGAAGAGGAACGAAUUUUCAAUGAAAAUGUCGGGAUUGCACGUACUCGAACAAUUAGUUCUCCAGUUCCUGUCCAUAGUCCAUCUAGUAGUCGCCCAUUGUCACCAACUCGCUGUGGUUAUUAUUGCAAUCGCUGUGGUGCUCAGUUAUUGGGACGUCGUGAGCGUUUCAUAAAGCCAGCUAUUCCACUGCCAAACAUGGGCUUAAAUACCUCAGCACCAAACGUACUCUCAUCAUCGAUAAUUCCAAGUCAUCACUCACAAAACAACAACAAUUUUAAUAUUAACAAUAAUAAUAGUGGUGCGAAUUCAGGAAGCAAUGUAAGCUUAUCAUCAUUAAACAAUUCACUUAGCUCAUCAAGUAGUUCUACUUUACCAUCACAAAGUAGCGGAAACAUUUCAGCUUUUGUUCAACCUCCAAGUCCAAUGAUGGACUAAUAAAAGCAGUCGCUGAUGCUAAUUCCAUAAUCUGGCAUAACGUUGAGCUCCUAAGCUUCUAAUUUUUUUUAAUCAAAAUAUGAAAUAUUCUUCAGUUAUUCAUCAUCAUUUUUACUACUAUUUUUUUGCUUUAAAUUUAGCCGUACUCAACUUAUAAUAAAUCGAAGAAACAUAAUGUAACUGUCUAUAGCUAACAGUCGUAUAUCCGUACUUUCAAAUGGCUUAUCAAACAAUUUCUUUCAAUUCUUCAAUUAUAUCGCAUUAAUUAAUAUUCAAAUCUCAAAUUAUAAAAAAAAAAAUCGUGCGAAAUGUCGCGCCAUAAAAAACAUGCAUUCUAUUAAUUCGUACCCACUCGAGUCAAAUUAUCAUUAAAUUAACAUACACACAGGCAGUAUAGAGAUGAAAAUUUAUGGAAAGAAGUGGAAACUUUUUAAAAGUUAAGGUCCGUAUGCGGAUUGCUAUUGAUAUUGUUUAAUUUUAGAGUGUCAUCAAGGAACACGAAAGAAUGAUUCUUUUUUUGCAUACAUACAUAUUAAUUAGUUUAUAAAACAUGAUAAUAAAUUUAUUUUCUGAACUUGUCUUGUAUGAAAGAUUUACGGGAAAUAUCGUUUUCACAUUUUAUUCGUUUUUAAAUGAUUAAGGAUUUACUGAUUCAUGUAAAAAUGGCAAGAAAUAAAUCAAGUUUCAAAAAAUCUCAUA